Eucalyptus grandis is the source of this 868-nucleotide messenger RNA. RefSeq lists its product as hypothetical. Lineage: Eukaryota; Viridiplantae; Streptophyta; Magnoliopsida; Myrtales; Myrtaceae. The coding region runs from base 115 to 621 and encodes 168 amino acids. Gene Ontology annotation, biological process: translation. Gene Ontology annotation, cellular component: ribosome. The transcript is spliced from 4 exons. Gene Ontology annotation, molecular function: structural constituent of ribosome. The record is from RefSeq and is a predicted model, not a curated record.
AAAACCGCACUCGUCUCCCCCUGUCGAGGUUUUAGAGCAAGCACUAAAAGCAGCAUCACAGCAGCGGAGAUCUUCUCUCGAUUCGCGCACGCUCUCACCACCGGUCGCCGAACGAUGCAGCGAUGGUGCACGAAGCUCCGGCCGCUGGCGCUUCAAUCGCUCCGCUGCUCUCCGGCCCCGAGCUCUCGCCGUCUCCUCCACGCCGCCGCGCUCGUCCGGCCGCCCGCCGCAACCUCCGCGCUGUACCGAGCGCCGAGCUUCUGUAAUGCGCCUCUUCCGAACGCUUCUCUGCCCGCGCGCUACUCGCCUCUCGGCUUUCGCUCGCUUCCUCCCCAUAACUUCUCCGCUCAAGUGCGGCACGUGUCGUCUCGAGACCGCAGGAAGAAGAGGAAGCGGAUGACGCCUAUGGUUUCCAAAGUGAAGAAGAUCAAGAUGAAAUUCUAUUCAUCGUACAAGUCGAGGUUCAGACCAAUGAACGAUGGAAAUAUCAGACGGUGGAAGGAAGGCAAACGCCAUAAUGCGCAUCUCAAGUCAAAGAAGUCAAAGAGGAGGCUGCGAAAACCAGCUACUGUGCCGUUGGCGUAUGCCAAGGUGAUGAAGAAGCUCAGCUUCUGCAGUUAAUCACUGCAGUCCAUUGGACGACCGCUGUUAAGGCUCUGGCAACGGGUGGAAAUCGUUAACACCAACCUUUAUUUUUUCUUGGGGAAAAUUCCUGUUCCUUUUUUCUGAGUUUAGUCAGCUGAGCUUUUUUGUUGGACAGCUCAACCAAAUAGCAACAUUUGAUUUUUGUUUUCCCUUCUUUUGCUGGAUAAGCAACCAUUGGAUAAUUGAUAAGCAAAUUAUUGAUGAUGACUCUACCUUUGUUUAA